AUGGCAAAAAAAUAUACAGAGAGAGCGCGAGAGGCACUUGAACGCGCAAUAGAAAUUGCCCAAUCAAACAUGAAUACUGUUGUGGAACCAGAACAUCUUCUACUGGCUAUACUGGAAGAUAAGUCAAUCAUGAACAGGGUUAUAUCAUCUGAAGAAAUUAUUCAAAUCAAAACCAAGUUAAAUUCAAAAAUCGCUGGAUUUGGUCGUAUAACUACUUCUUCUCAACCUCAGAUGUCUUAUCCCCUUGGAUCUGUGCUUAGGAAGGCUGAAACUUCUGCUAUAGAUUUUGUAUCUGUUCCAUUACUUGCUCUUAAUCUUCUUGGCUUGUCUAGAAUUGCUGAGUUAUUCAAGGAUCCUAACCGGAUUAUAACAGCGAUCACACAAGAAAUGUCGGAUAACAAGUUUAAUUCUCUGAAUAGCGAUGAUCCAGAAGAUAAAAUGAGCAAAUUUGCAGUUGAGAUUGUUGAGCUUGCAAGACAGAACAAACUUGAUCCGGUUGUGGGUAGAGAUGACGAGAUUAGACAGAUUAUUGAAGUCUUAUCCAAAAAGACUAAAAGUAAUGCGAUUAUGGUGGGUAAGCCUGGUGUAGGUAAGACGGCUAUAAUCAAUGGUAUUGCUCAGCUAAUAGCAAAGGGCGAAUGUAAAGUAUUAGAAGGGUUUAAAAUAUAUAAUGUGGACGUAGGAGCAAUGGUAGCUGGUGCUUCUCAUAGAGGAGAUUUUGAAGAAAGGCUAAAAGGACUAGUGAAAGAAGCAGAGUCGAGUAGGAAGGUUAUUCUUUUUAUAGAUGAAAUACAUAUUGUAUUAGGUGCUGGAAAAGCGGAGGGAUCGCUGGAUGCUGCCAAUAUUCUGAAACCUAGGCUUGCAGAUGGUUCUUUGAAGGUUAUUGGCGCUACCACCUAUGACGAAUACAGAAUGUAUGUAUCUAAAGAUCCUGCAUUUGAGAGAAGGUUUGUUAAGAUAAAUGUUAAAGAGCCAUCGAUUGAGGACACUAUCACUAUAUUAAGAGGAUUAAGAGAACGAUUAGAAGCGCAUCAUGGUGUGAAGAUAUCAGACAAGGCACUUGUAUAUGCUGCAUCAAUUGGUAAAAAGUAUAUUCCAAAUAGACGACUUCCAGACCUUGCUAUUGAUCUGAUUGAUACAGCAUGCUCUUCAGCAAUUAUCAACUUGAACAGUGAGCCUAUUGAAAUUCAGCAGUUAAGGAAUAAAAUAUGGAGUCUUGAGCUUGAAAAGACUAGUAUUGAGGUUGACCUGAAGAGGGAUCCAACAGUGAUUGAUAGCCUCAAGACAGUAGAAAAGAGAAUUGAAGAUGUCAAAGCCGAACUUAAUCCGAUAGAAGACGCAUACAACCAAGAGAAGAGUUAUCUAGUAGAAGCUAAGAAUAUUAGAAAAAAGCUAGAAGAAGCCAAGAACGAAAUCGAAAAGGCUAAAAGAGAAAAUAAUAGGUAUAAGGUCUAUGACCUACAGACUAAUGUGAUUCCAACCUACGAGAGACAACUAGAGCAAUUGGCAAAUGUUGAAGUAAUCAUGCCACAGCAUGUAGCCGAGGUUUUAUCAAGAUUGAGUGGGAUUCCAAUGUCUCGCCUGACAACUAAGGAAAGUGAAAAGUUAAUUAAUAUGUCUGAUAAGAUCAAGAAAAGAAUAUUUGGACAGAACGAGGCUAUUGACAUGGUUGUUAAUAGCAUUCUAGCAUCUAAGGUUGGAUUAAGCAGAGAUAAUAAGCCGCUUGCAUCUUUUCUCUUCCUAGGCCCGACAGGUGUGGGCAAGACGGAACUUUCAAAGACGAUCUGUGAAGAACUGAAUGAUACCUGUGAAAACAUGGUUGUUUUGGAUAUGUCUGACUAUGUUAGUGAAAUGAGCAUUAAUAAGUUGAUAGGCGCACCUGCUGGCUAUGUUGGAUGUGAAGAGGGCGGUACUCUGACAGAGCCAAUUAAAGAGAUGCCGUAUAAUGUUGUUCUUCUUGAUGAAGUUGAUCUUGCUCACCAAAGUAAUUUAAACGUGCUCUAUCAGCUGUUGGAUGAAGGACGUGUUACCGAUGGCAGAGGUGUGAAGGUCAGCUUUAGAAAUACAGUGAUUGUCAUGACAUCUAACCUUGGACAACAGUACAUUUCUUCCAACCACAUUGACAAAAAGAAGAUUGAGGAGUUAAUAAUUGCUCGUUUUGGACAGCCAUUGAUCAAUCGUAUUGAUAAUAUCGUGAUUUUUAACCACUUAUCUGAAGAUGCAAUGUGUGAGAUAUUCAAAAAGGACAUUGAAGAGCUCAACAAGAAACUGCAUGACAAGAACAUGAAAUUCAAGGUAUCUGAGGCUGUAAUGGGCCAUGCUGUUAUGACAUGUACAAACUCCAAUUUUGGAGCCAGGAUCAUAAAAAGAUAUAUCAAGGACAAUUUUAUAAAUGCUAUUACAAGGAUUAUUCUGUCGAGGAAGAAUGACAGUCCUAUUGAGGUUUCAUGUUUCUUAAAUGAAGAAGGUGUUGAUGGAAUCGAGCAUGGAAACUAUACGUAUGUGAUUAGCUAA
Messenger RNA from Vittaforma corneae ATCC 50505, 2514 nucleotides. RefSeq lists its product as uncharacterized. Gene Ontology annotation, biological process: cellular response to heat. Gene Ontology annotation, molecular function: ATP binding; ATP hydrolysis activity. Gene Ontology annotation, cellular component: cytoplasm. The transcript has a single exon. NCBI's taxonomy places the organism in Eukaryota, Fungi, Microsporidia, Nosematidae. Bases 1 to 2514 code for a protein of 837 amino acids. The record is from RefSeq and is a predicted model, not a curated record.